AUGUCUACAUCUGGACAUGACCAGGGCCACGCUGGGUCAGACCCACGGUCCAUCCAGGCCAGCGUCCCUCUCUGCUUGCGCCAGGUGUGGAUGCGGUUCGCUGUGAACUUCAGCUGUGGGGAGGAGCCCAACUGCUAUAUAGCCUUUCACUUCAACCCCCGCUUCGACCAGAACUCUGUGGUGUUCAAUAGCUUCCAGAACCACGGCUGGCAGUGUGAGCAGGUGAUGGACGAGAACCCGUUCAAGCACGGGGCCUCCUUCCUGCUGGAGUUCUACAUCACUGACCAGCACUUUGAGGUUGUUGUGAACAAGAAGGUGUUCGGGCAAUUCAUUCACCGCAUCCCCCUGUGUGGAGUGAAGGUCCUGGAGAUCACACCCAAGGUGGAUAUUCAGAAGAUUGAGCUCUUCUAG
Molecule: messenger RNA, 411 nt
Organism: Alligator mississippiensis (American alligator)
Lineage: Eukaryota; Metazoa; Chordata; Crocodylia; Alligatoridae
Product: galectin-4-like
Exons: 3
Coding region: 1-411 (136 amino acids)
Molecular function (GO): carbohydrate binding
Source: RefSeq, a predicted model, not a curated record